UCUGCGUGAUUUCAUCGUUAUCCUCUAAACUCUGCUUGCGAUCAUUUGAGGAUUGUUAUUUUUUUGUAAGGAUGCGUGGUCCUCUAGUCUUGGUUGGCCGGGCGCUCUGUUUAUGCGCGUCCCUGGCUCUGGCCGUGAGCGCGCACGACGACUCAGGGCAGGACGAGAUGAGGCUGGAUCUGAUCCAUCACCACCAGGACGGACCUCAGCCCAAGGCCGGACCGGAGCCCUCCGCCGAGUUCCUCAGGUGCAACAAGGCGGCAUGGCGUAUGCCAGGUCAGUACCUGGUCGUCCUGCGUGAAGGGACACAUGAGUCCCAUGUACAAAGGACCAUGAGGGGCCUACGAGCCAAGGCAGCCAGGAGAGGAUAUCUGCUGGAGAUCCUCAACACCUACUCGGGCGCUUUCCACGGCUUUCUGGUCAAGAUGAACAGCGACAUGCUCCAGAUGGCAGUCAAGCUACCUCACGUGGAUUACAUUGAGGAGGACUCAUUUAUUUUUGCGCAGAAUGUCCCCUGGAACCUUCAGAGGUUACUACAGCCUCACAGUGAUACUUCUGACACUGAGAAAUACAGACCACCCAAUGCUGAAGGGAUGGCAGAGGUGUAUCUGAUGGAUGGCAGUGUUCAGAGUUCUCACAGAGAGAUUGAAGGCCAGGUUCUUGUCACCGACUUCAACGAUGUCCCUGAGGAGGAUGGAGUCAGAGUUCACAGACAGGACAGCCAGUGUGACAGUCAUGGUACACACAUUGCUGGCGUUGUGAGUGGGUGGGACUCUGGCAUUGCGAGGGGAGCCAGCAUUAACCAAGUACGUGUGCUCAACUGUCAGGGAAAAGGGACUGUCUCAGGAGCUCUGGCAGGCAUGGAAUAUAUCCGAGCAACUCUACUGGCCCGUCCAGUGAGUUCAGUGGUUGUUUUGCUGCCUUUUAUUGGUGGGUUCAGCCGCUCGUUGAAUGCAGCAUGCCGGGAGAUGGUGGCUAACAGGGCCGUGGUCAUUGCGGCAGCAGGGAACUUCAGAGAUGAUGCCUGCCUCUACUCCCCAGCUUCAGAGCCGGAGGUGAUCACCAUUGGAGCUGUUAACUCUGCAGACCAGCCCAUGUCAUUGGGAGCAGGUGGCACCAACCUCGGCCGUUGCGUUGAUCUGUUUGCGCCAGGCGAUGACAUUGUUAGUGCCAGUAGUGACUGCAGCACUUGUUUCACCUCCAGCAGUGGAACCUCCCAGGCUGCUGCCCAUGUCGCUGGUAUAGCAGCUGUGAUCCUGUCUUCUAGUCCUAAUGCAUCAUCAGUGCAGAUUCUCCAAAACUUGCUGCGCUAUUCUGUCAGCAACACUAUCAAUCCCCUCUCUCUGGCUGAAAAACACAGACUAACUACUCCAAACCUGGUGGCAGCCAUGCCUCCUAUGGCAACCAACAACACAAAUGGGGAGCUUUUGUGUCGGUCAGUGUGGUCUGACAGGUCAGGAGUCAUGACUGCUGACAGGGCAAUGAUUCGCUGUCAUCGAGGCGAGGAGAUGAUGGGAUGUACCAGCUAUGCCCCUGAUGGGGUCCGCAUGGGAGAAGCCAUAAUCGAAAACGGUGGACAGGUGGAUUGUGUGGCCCUUAAUGGCCCGGGUGGUAAAGGAGUAUACGCAGUGGCCCGCUGCUGUGCCACAGUUGGUCUACAGUGUCAGGUCCAUGAUAGUCCUGAACCUGGGAAAGAUGCUGAGUGUGUCAGCUCACACCACCACCUGACUGGCUGCAGCUCUCAGUCCAUUGCUGAAGUGCUGCCUGACUCACGCCCUCUGCACAGUGAACCUAAGAGGUGUGUAGGUACCGAGGGGAUGAUGACCUCAAAUGCGGUGUGCUGCCAUGCUCCUCAACUGGAAUGCCGCCUGCUGGAGCACAUAACAACAGAUAAAGAGCAGGCAGAAGUCUCCUGUCCUUCUGGUUGGACUUUGACAGACUGUAGCGCCGUCUCUCGAGGCUCUGCCUUACGGGGGCCACUUGCCAAGGGGAACAGCUGCCUGGUGCAGAGUGCUGCUGGGGGGGAUGGAGCAGUUGGCGUUGCAACCUGCUGUCGCAUCGGACAAUCACAGCAGUCUGCCAUCUCUCCUCAGCGAUAGGCUCUUCUCCCUAUCACACCCAACACCUCAGAAAUAGAAAAUUAGGUUGAUGUCAUCCCCUUCAUCAGACACGGGAAUACACCUCGUUUACUCACUUUUCCCUCAGAGAGUUCAGCACAGCUGCAGAACAUCUCUGGACAUACUUUAUUAACGUUGUCACAGUAUGUUUUUGUAAGCAUAUUGUAGUGUUGUGUAAGUCUAAUGAAGAUUGCCUUCGCUUGCACCUGUAUAUUGUUUUACUAGCUAGCGUAGUGUGAACUGUUCAUGCACUCAAAAUUAUUCCUACUUGAGAGAACAAUAGUUUUGUAUCUUUAUAGAAGAUUUCCAAUAAAGUAAU
Messenger RNA from Lampris incognitus (smalleye Pacific opah), 2436 nucleotides. It is a transcript of the gene pcsk9, whose product is annotated as proprotein convertase subtilisin/kexin type 9. Gene Ontology annotation, biological process: proteolysis. Bases 72 to 2099 code for a protein of 675 amino acids. Lineage: Eukaryota; Metazoa; Chordata; Actinopteri; Lampriformes; Lampridae. The record is from RefSeq and is a predicted model, not a curated record. The transcript is spliced from 12 exons. Gene Ontology annotation, molecular function: serine-type endopeptidase activity.